CCCUUUCGUCUUUGACACACAAUGCGCAUGCGCGAUCAUUAAACAGCGCUCUGUCUCAGAAAGACGCUAGUACUCCGGAGCGUCAGCAACAGCCAUGACUGAAGAACGAAAUGGUGGACAGACGCCUCCAGCGUUUACCUUCAUCGACGAAGCAACCGCGGGUACAAGCCGUGAAGGCGGCGAGGGUGCUUCAGGCACUUCCGACGAUUACACUACAUGUCUUCGGCUCUACCUGGAAGCACAAAGUCAAAGGCCAAUACGUAUGCCUGAUUCUAGCAUUUGUGACGGAUACAUCAAUGAUGCGUGGGAGGCGUUGAACAGCCGGACCGAUGCUACUGACGUCAAUGAUGCCACUGACAGCGGAAGCACCAAUUACGCGCCUGCAGUAACCACCGACAGGACCGAUCACGCGAGUCCCAGUACGAGUCGGGCUGGCAUCGAGAAAGUAUCGUCCACUACGAAAGGCAUCGCAAGCAGUUCUGACGACGCCUGGCGUUACCAGUCAAACACGGAGCGCAGGCCGAUAACCGACCAGAUUUACAACCUCGACGGUGUAUAUUCCAACGGUAGCCCUAGUCACCUGCACCUGGGGCCCACAAGCAGCAUCAAUCCCACAAAGCCUAGCACAAGCCGCACUGGAAUGUUGGAAGCAUCAGAAAGUUUACUAUGUGGAGCCAGAAAUCCUCAGAGCACUCGGGUUCACCAGCGCAACACGCAGUACCACCCGGCAGAAGGCACAUCCACCGUCUACGGGUAUGCACACAACACAGAAACUAGAAGCACCGAUAUCACACUUCCGGCCUACAGCAGUAGCGGCGGCGGCAACCAUGCUGUGGCCAGUACAAGCCACGUGGGCACACAGGAAGCAUCAGGCAUUCCGGGAAACGAUGCUAGGUUUUGCGAGGCCGCCUUGCGUUACCAGAGGAACACGCAGCACACGCCGAUGGCCGACGAGACUUGCAACGUCGGCGGUGCCACUGACAAUGACAGCACAAGUUGCCAGCACCUGGGGUCCGUCAGGAGCAUCGAUAACGUAAGGCCCAGCUCAAGCCGCGCUGGCAAGGAGAAAGCAGCCGCCACUUUUAAGGACGGCACCACGAAUGCUCCUGGAACCGGAGGAAGGGAACAACGAGAGUUGUGUGGUGUCUGUGGCAAUGUUUCCAGCAGACCGAAUGCCUUACACGGACACGCCAAGGAACACACGGAUGACACAACCCAUAUUUGCAGAGCCUGUGAUCAAUCGUCUGUGAAGAUGUCUAAAUCUGUAGAACAUUUCCGCAACCGCACUGGCAAAAAACACAAAUGCGAAACCUGUGGUAAACAGUUCCACUGGGCUCAUGAUCUAACUCAACAUCAGCGCACGCACACAGACGAGAGACCCUACAAAUGCGAAAUAUGUGAAAAAUCGUUCCGGCACUCGUACCCGGCGCCUGCCGACCGCUUCGGCGUCGGUCGACUCGCACUCGGCUUGCCGCCGCUUGCGGUGCUGCUCACCUCUUCUCACUUGGCGCUCGGUCUGUCGACCGACAGGCGAACAGAUACAUCCAUAGCGAUCACAGAUCCCGGAGCAACAGCCAGGAGAUACGAACCCAGUGUGCCUCCUUGUACGUGGCCGCACCACCGCGCACUUCUCUGUACCUCCAAGCGCCCUCCUCUACCUGCGCUCGGUUCCCUGUCGCAGCUCGGCAGCCUGCGACUUGACCUCGCUGAUUUCAACAAGUGGACUUGUACGCUUUAG
This is a messenger RNA of Dermacentor andersoni, 1738 nucleotides long. NCBI's taxonomy places the organism in Eukaryota, Metazoa, Arthropoda, Arachnida, Ixodida, Ixodidae. The record is from RefSeq and is a predicted model, not a curated record.